AUGUCAAAGGUUUUCGACUAUGGCGAGGUCGCGCAGCACAACACAGCGGAAAGCUGCUGGGUAAUUCUUUACGGCAACGUUUACGAUGUAACGCGCUUCAUCCCCGAGCACCCUGGCGGCUCCAAAGUCAUCCUCCAACUCGCCGGCACCGACGCAACCGAAGAAUACGAUCCCAUCCACCCGCCGGGCAUCCUCGAAGAGAACCUCGAAGCUUCGGAUAAGCUCGGCACCAUCAACACAGACACCCUCCCGAAAGAGGAGAAGACACCAGAAGAGACGGGCGAGGCGCAGGAUGAAGGUCCGGUGGAUCUGGACAGCCUGCUGAACCUCGAUGAGAUUGAAGAGGUGGCAACGAAGCAGAUACCAUACAAGGCCUGGGCAUACUACUUCUCUGCGAGUGACGACCUGCAGAGCAAGUCCUUCAACAACAGCGUAUACCGAAGCAUACUGCUGCGGCCACGCGUCUUCGUCGACUGCACCCGCUGCGACACAUCGACGUCCUUCAUCGGCAACAAUGUCAAACUCCCCAUCUACGUCUCGCCCGCCGCCAUGGCGCGCCUCGCCAACGCCGACGGCGAAUGGGGCAUCGCGCAAGCCUGCUCGCAAUACGGCGCCAUGCAAAUCAUCUCACAAAACGCGUCCAUGACGCCCGAACAAAUCGUCGCAGACGCCACCCCUGGCCAGGUCUUCGGCUGGCAACUCUACGUCCAGAACGAGCGCCAGAAGAGCGAAGCCAUCCUCGCCCGCAUGAACAAACUGGAUUGUAUAAAAUUUAUCUGCCUCACGCUCGACGCGCCCGUUCCCGGUAAACGCGAACACGACGAGCGCAGCAAGAACGUCGGCUCCAACCUCCCCGUCCGUGCCUCGGUCCAGGAAUCACAAUCGCUGUCUAAGACUAGCACGAGCGCAGUUACACCCACACAAGCCAGCGAAGAUGAGAAACCAAAGCCGAAGUCAAUGGGUAUGGGUCAGUCGUUAUUCUGGGGCACAGCCGCAGAUUUGACGUGGCGCUCUACUUUGCCCUGGCUAGCGAAACACACGGACAAACCCAUUGUACUCAAGGGCAUUCAAACGCACGAAGAUGCUUACCUGGCUUCUCUACACGCACCCCAUGUCAAAGCUAUCAUCCUGUCAAAUCACGGCGGCAGGGCUCUCGACACCGCGCCCCCGGCUGUGCACACACUUCUCGAGAUACGAAAGUACUGUCCUGAAGUAUUCGAUCGCAUCGAGGUAUGGGUAGACGGCGGCAUCAAGCGCGGGACAGAUGUAGUCAAGGCACUCUGUCUCGGUGCCAAAGGUGUGGGCGUGGGACGGGCGGCGUUGUUUGGAUUGGGUGCGGGUGGUAAGGAGGGUGUUGCGAGGGUUCUUGAGAUUCUGAAAGCGGAAACGGAGACGUGCAUGCGUUUACUGGGUGUGGAAAAGGUGGAGCAAUUGGGCAUGCAGUAUAUCAACACGAGAGCUGUUGAACGGGAUAUCUGGGAUGGACCGGGUAUGGAGAGGACGGCUGUGAAGGCUAAGUUGUAG
This is a messenger RNA of Alternaria incomplexa, 1524 nucleotides long. RefSeq lists its product as uncharacterized. The record is from RefSeq and is a predicted model, not a curated record. The coding region runs from base 1 to 1524 and encodes 507 amino acids. Gene Ontology annotation, molecular function: heme binding; oxidoreductase activity. The transcript is spliced from 3 exons. NCBI's taxonomy places the organism in Eukaryota, Fungi, Ascomycota, Dothideomycetes, Pleosporales, Pleosporaceae.